UUUUAUCUAAUUAAUUAUUAUAAAGAAAAACUCGGAUAUUUGCCACGUAGACAUAAUUAUAGUCAGAUUGGACCAUUUACCGGUCCACAUUAAAACCCCAACAGUUAGAGUACUCCUUUAUUCUCUAUUCCUUCUUUCUUUUUCCGUUUUUCUCCUAUUCUCUUUCCCUUUUAUUUUUUCCCUUUCUAUCCGCCAUUACUAAAACCUUACUUUUUCUUCCCCAUUUUGUCUCCCCAAUAUUAUUUGAUUUCCUCAUUCAAUCACCAUUAGUGAGAGAAAUCAAAGAAUUCCAAAUUCUAGAGAGAGAAUUCACUUUUUUCUUUCAUUUCUCUCCUGCUGAUUCAAAAAAUCUCCAUUUUUGUGCAGUGUAAGACCCUUUAAUGGCGUUUAUACUUUGAAACAUCAGUAAAAACCCAUUUGAAACCUGAAUUUUUCUUAAAAAAAUGGGUAUUUGUACUUCUAAACCACCAUUAGAAACGAAUAUUUCGGAUCCGAACCCAUCGGAAAAUCAAAUCCCAAACCCACGAAACUCCGGCGAAAAUCCGACGAAAAAAUCACCAUUUUUUGGGAUCUACAGUCCAAGUCCAGCUCACUACUUAUUUUCAAAGAAAUCACCGUUAUGGUCACCCGCAACGACAAAUGCGGGUUCAAAUUCAAAUUCAAAUUCAAAUUCAAAUACAAAUACUCCGAAACGUUUCUUUAAGCGCCCGUUUCCUCCACCAUCACCAGCUAAACAUAUAAGAGCAGUACUUGCUAGAAGACAAGGUACAGUAAAGCCUAAUAACAAUGGAAUUGGAGGUUCAAUUCCUGAAGGAAGUGAAAAUGGUGGUUCCAGUAAUGCGGGUCUGGAUAAAAGAUUCGGGUUUUCUAAACAUUUUGGAGAUAAAUAUGAAGUGGGUGAAGAAGUUGGUCGAGGACAUUUUGGGUAUACUAGGGUUGCUACGGCUAAGAAGGGUGAUUUGAAAGGCCAACAAGUCGCUGUCAAGAUCAUCCCUAAAGCCAAGAUGACCACAGCUAUUGCCAUUGAGGAUGUUAGAAGGGAGGUGAAAAUCUUAAAAGGUCUCGCUGGACAUGAAAAUCUCAUUAAGAUCUACGAUGCAUUUGAAGAUAAUGAUAAUGUUUACAUAGUGAUGGAGUUGUGUCGAGGAGGGGAGUUGUUGGAUCGAAUACUUUCAAGGGGUGGUAAAUACACAGAAGACGAUGCCAAGACCGUUUUGCUACAAAUUUUAAAUGUUGUCUCGUUCUGCCACCUGCAAGGUGUGGUACAUCGGGAUCUUAAACCGGAGAAUUUCCUUUUUAUGUCAAAGGAUGAAGAUUCGUUAUUGAAGGCCAUUGACUUUGGCUUGUCCGAUUUUGUUAAACCAGAUGAGAAGUUAAAUGAUAUAGUAGGCAGCGCAUAUUAUGUUGCACCUGAAGUUUUGCAUAGAUCGUAUACCACUGAAGCAGAUGUCUGGAGUGUGGGCGUAAUUGCUUAUAUUCUACUUUGCGGAAGCAGACCAUUUUGGGCUCGUACUGAAUCUGGUAUCUUUAGAUCUGUCCUAAAAGCUGAUCCAAGCUUUACAGAACCACCAUGGCCUUCUUUAUCCUUGGAAGCAAUAGACUUUGUCAAGCGAAUGCUAAACAAAGAUCCGAGGAAACGAAUAACUGCUGCUCAAGCUCUUUGUCAUCCCUGGAUUAGAAACCAUGGAGAAGUCAAAAUUCCUCUUGAUAUACUCAUCUUCAAACAACUUAAGAUUUAUAUGCGCUCAUCUUCCCUUCGCAAAGCUGCUUUGAGGGCUUUGUCAAAAACUUUGACUAUGGAUGAACGUUUUUACUUUAAGGAGCAAUUCGCCCUUCUGCAACCAAGCAAAAAUGGAACUAUAAGUUUGGAAAAUAUAAAAGAGGCCUUGAUGAAGAAUGCAACAGACGCCAUGAAGGAGUCUCGCGCUCAUGAAAUUUUAACCUCUUUAACUGCACUUCAGUAUAGAAGAAUGGAUUUCGAGGAAUUCUGUUCUGCUGCCUUAAGCGUCUAUCAACUUGAGGCUCUUGAAAAAUGGGGCCAGCAUUCUCGCUGUGCCUAUGAACUUUUUGAGAAAGAUGGUAACCGACCUAUCAUGAUCGAAGAGCUGGCUUCAGAACUUGGACUAGGACCCAACAUACCAGUUCAUGCUGUUCUUAAUGACUGGAUUCGGCAUACAGAUGGGAAGCUGAGCUUUCUUGGUUUUGUUAAACUGCUACAUGGAGUGUCUUCCAGGACUCUCAUCAAAGCUCAAUAAAAGUGUGCUUAGUGAUCAUGGUUUUGUGCCUGUUGGAAGUCUCAAGCAAGUAUUGUCAUGACUCGUGGCUGGCGCUCUCGGUCUUCAUACUUAUUUCCAGAUAUCACCAGAAAACGAGUCUUCAUCGUGUUGAAUGAGAGAAAACUAUGAGUGGUGGGAAAACUGUGUCGGUUUUAUUGGUUAGUUCCUUACGUAAAAUCAGGUUAAAUUGUUUCUGACCACAAAGAAAUGUAUCCAUCAGUCGUUUGAACUGAAGGGUAAAAAUGUGAUUCAAUUUUUCUCAAUAUAGUGUGUAGUUCUU
This is a messenger RNA of Amaranthus tricolor (Joseph's coat), 2556 nucleotides long. Its product is annotated as CDPK-related kinase 5. The coding region runs from base 444 to 2255 and encodes 603 amino acids. The record is from RefSeq and is a predicted model, not a curated record. Lineage: Eukaryota; Viridiplantae; Streptophyta; Magnoliopsida; Caryophyllales; Amaranthaceae. Gene Ontology annotation, biological process: peptidyl-serine phosphorylation; intracellular signal transduction; protein autophosphorylation. The transcript is spliced from 11 exons. Gene Ontology annotation, molecular function: calcium-dependent protein serine/threonine kinase activity; calmodulin binding; calcium/calmodulin-dependent protein kinase activity. Gene Ontology annotation, cellular component: cytoplasm; nucleus.